UACAAGCCAGAAUGUUGAAUACAUUUAUAUUAACAUACUUUACCAGCUGUUCAUGCGGUUGGAACUUUUAGCGGUAGGAAUGUGAGACCAAUAUAUCCACACGUAUAAAUUACAUCAACUUUUCAAAGCGCUGGUAGUGUGUUCAGAUUUCUUACCUUAAGCAUGCGCACAAAAUAAAAAUACAUGCAUACUUGCCGAACUCGUACACAUGUUUCAGGUGAUGGAAAUCGAAAUGCACUAUCAGCGCUUUGAAAAGUUGAUGUAAUUCUUUCCUGUGGAUAUGUCACAUUUCUACCGCCAAAAGGACCAACCGCAAAAGUAGUAAAAAAUAUCAUUUGAUUCAACAUUCUGGCUUGUAGAGCCAGGGGAAACGUUCCUGAUUCAAACGUUACAAUUCAAUGUCUGGUUUCCAGGCAAGGUGGUGAAUAAUCAUUGAAGCGCUGCCUAGUGUUCUAAGGUGCGUAUUUGCUUAACACACAACCUCAUUGUUUUAAUGUGAAUAACUCAUGUUGAGUUAGGAAAAAUUCAAGCAUAAUCCUUCACUCAGGUAUAACAUGUUACAACAUCCUAAUCAGACACUCAUAAUGCACCUGUUUAUAAAUCCUAGAUAGGUGCCCCACUAGUGCAUUGUAACCAUUAUCUUAUCUUCCUUUUAAUUUCGAGUUAGCUCGAGCACUUCAUACCACUUUAAUACCACAGUGAAAAUGCCUAUUUACAUUAUCAACACUUAAUUUUUUUAAAGAUUUAAAAAUAAAAAAUUGUUGUCCAUAGUGCCCAUACCGCAGGGGCAGUCUUACAUUAGUCCUUGUCCUAGUGCUUCGCACUGGUAGCAUAUUGGGCACCUCUGGGGUCCUCUCCCACAGCCACGGUCGGCAGAGAUAACUGCCCUGGUGGGGUCUUCCCCGUCUCAUUAUGUGUCUUGCCCACCCCAUCCAUCCACCAUUUUCCCCAUGUGUCCCUCCUGUGUCCUAUGCUCUCCUGAACUGGGCGCAUGUCCUUCCGGUUCCUUCCAUACUUUCGGCCCUUUACUACCACGUCAUAUGACCUUGCGCUGAUGUGCCCUAUGCAUGUGCCAAGACUCCCAAGUGGCAUCCCUGGCGUGAGGUGACAGGAGCACUCUGACAGCUUGGCCUUGUUUAUUACAGGCAGAUUUUUUGCAUGCUGGUCAUAGUAAUGUUUUGACUUGUCCUGACUUGCACGUUUGUGUCCCUGAAUAUCCCCAAAAACCUUUGGUGUGAGGAGCUUGGGAGUUGGCAACAAAGAGUGGGUGCGUCUAGACAUUAAGUGCUGUACAGGACUGCUGCCGAAGCCCUCUGUGGGAGUAUUUCUCCACGCCAAAAUGCCUUUGCCUUUGUGAUAAGUCUGCUAUUUUCACUGCUGACUCUGACUUACCAUUACUCUGUGUUAUGGUGAAGAGGUCACAUGAUGGAAUUCCCAGGCUUUUGCAAACAAAGCAAAGUCUUGACUUGUGAACUGGGUCCCAUUAUCUGUAACUACACCACUGUCAGGUAUGCCAUACCUGCUAAACUGCUGCUUACAACAGUCAAUGAUGCAACCGACUGUUGUGUCAAUCACUUUCUCUACCUCCCAUAAAUCAGAAAAGGAACGUUCUUUACUGUGAACAGAUCCAUUCCCACUUUAGACCAAGGACGUGUUGGUAUGUCAUGUGGCUGCAGCGUUUCCUUUUGCUGCUUAGGUAGAUUAGCAUUACAUAUGCUGCACACAGCCAUAAAAUGUUUCAUUUCUUGGGUCAUAUUGGUCCAGAAUACUGAGUCUCUGGCUUUCCUGAGACUGGCUUCGACCCCUGAGUGCCCUGCAUGGAUACGAGAGAGAAUCAUUGGACGUAGAAUUUCUGGCACUACCACCCUGUCGCCUUUGUAGACAACCUCUUCCUGUAUUGUGAGUUUGUCUCUGUAUGUCCAGUAGUCCCUCACCAGGAUGGGCGUACUCUUUCUUGUGUCUGGCCAGCCUCUUAGGAUAAAAGACUGAAGCAUUUGAGAAGUCUUGUCCUCUGUUGAAUGAGCUUUGCUAGCAUCCCGUGUCUGCGGGGAGAUGUUUUGAUCAGUAGCAUGGUUCACAUCUUCAAACUCCGCCUGUACAGCAUACUGUCUCAUUUGUCCGAUAUUGUGGGUGACUAGUUGUUUGUAGUGCUGCUCUAGACAAGAAAUCUGCAAUGUGAAGCUCUAUUCCUUUCUUGUAUACUACCUGUAGUUGAUAACGCUGAAGCUUUAGCAUCAUCCUUUUUGAAGUCGCUUCGGGGCAGACAGAAGUGUUUUUUGAAGAUAACCUCAAGCGGCUUGUGAUCAGUGUGCACUGUGAUAAAGUCCCUACCAUGAAGGUAUUGAUCACAGACGGUCACAGGCGAACACUAUGGCUAGGCACUCCUUUUCAAGUUGGCCAUAUCCUUGCUCCGUGGGUGUCAAUGUCCUUGAAGCAAAUGCAAUGGGCUGCCCCUUCUGCAAGAGCGCUGCCCCUAGGCCUUUGUCACUUGCAUCACAUUGUAGGGUCACUUCAGAGAGGUCAUAGUACCUCAUUAUUGGUUGGUUGCUUACCAAUGUCUUGAUUUGCGCCAAUGCAUCAUGUUGAGGAAGCCAUGCCCACAGCACAUCUUUAUUGGUCACCCGACACAAUGGCUCGAAUACGUCAGACGAGGUAUGAAUUUGGCUAAGUAAUUUACAAAACCAAGCAGUCGCUGCGCUGCUUUUGCACCUGUAGGUGUCGGCAUUUGCUGUACUGCCUCCACCUUCUUGGGGUCUGGCUUCAGGUCUUCAGCUGUCAAAAGAUGUCCCAUGUAUGUAAUACUGGUGAGCCUGAGCUUAACUUUGUCUUUAUUCAGCUUUAGAUUCAUCUCCCUUGCUCUUUGUAAGGGCUGAGUCAGGUUGUGGUCAUGGUCCUGCAAUGCUUCUUCCAUAGUAGCACCACAGCCAUAUACCAUGAUGUCAUUAGCUAUGACGCUUAUUCCUGGCAGUCCCUGAAGUGCAUCAUGUUGCCUUCGCUGGUUUCACUCCAAAUGGUAACUUUGUCCACCGGUAUCUACCAUUGGGGUCCAAAAUGGGAUGGGUUAACUACUCUUCAUCCAAACGUACCUGCCAGUACCCAUUUUUUUGCAUCCAUAAGUCAAAAGAUUUUCACUUUUGCCAGGCUUGGCAGUAUCUCUUCAAUGGUAGGCAUUUGGUAAUGUGUCCUACAUAAGGCUUUGUUCAGGGAACUUGGAUCAAGGCAGACUCUUAUUUUGCCAGCAACAACCAUGUUGCUUAUCCACUUAGUAGGAUUGGUGACCUUCGUAAUGACACCCAGUUCCUCCAUUGACUCAACAGCCUUUAGUAUAUUUUCCUUCCGUGGAAUGGGGGGAGGGAGAGCUGUUGACCUGAUCUAACAGACUCAUCCACCACCAGGUGAAGCCCUUCAAAAACGUCCUCAAACUGUUUCAAUAUUGCCUCUGAGGUGUUCGAGUCUGAUGGGACCUUUUGUUUUUAGUGUUGACAUGAUGAAUGACAUGCUGGUGGUUGAACACAUGUUUCUGCUGAAAAGAGAGGCUUUUGCAAGGUUUUCACCACUUGGAACUUUAGUACAUGUUUCCCCAUCAUGAUUGGCUUGUAGUUCACUCCCCUACUGGUACAGCCUUGCUUGGUUGUAGCUUUGCAUCUCCAUCCUACAUUACUUGCAUAAAGUCUCUGUAGCUGAGUAUAUUGACAGUUGAGCCACUGUCUAGCUGGCAUUUGAUAGUGCUGCUUGGAUCAUAAUCACAGUUGUCACAUAUCAAUGGGGUAAGCUUUAAGUUUGUAAACCAUUUAUCUUUGCCACUUUGAACAGAAUUAACAUCUCAUGUAUAGCAUGUCUGCUUCUUCAGCAUCAUUUUGAUCACUGCAUGUAUCCUGUUCUAGCAGAUUGACAGGCUUACUUUAUGUUUUUUUCCAAAGAAUUUGCAUAUAACCCCAUAUGGUGGGCAUGUGGCUCUUGCGUGUGUUGAUCCACAGUACCUGCACCCUUCUUUAGUAUUUUUCCGUCUUAGAUCACUGUCCGAUUAAUUGUUUCCAUUUUCUAUCGACAUGGUCUCUGUAUUUGUUCUGAGUGGCAUAAUUGACUGAUUCUGCCUGUUCAGGGACAGUGUUCAUCUUUUUUAAUUGGAUCUGCGUCUGUUCGUUUGCUCUGCAUAUAUCUAUGCCUUUAUUCCGCGUUGUGGUUCGCGCAGCAUACUUGCUCUUACUCCGUUAUCUUUACAGCCAAUCACAAGUCUGUCUCUGAUCAUUUCGUCUAUCAUUGACCCGAAAGCACAAGAAUCCGACAAUUGACGCAACCUCACAAUAUAUUGACCAGACGUCUGCUUGAGUUUGUUCACGUGUUAAAAAUGAAUCUUUAAUUAUUUACAUUACGAGUGGGUUCAAAAUGUCUUUGUAAAACGUUAAGGAUUGUCUUAUAAUUGUUUAUAUCCUCUUCCCACAGAUCUGGGUGACGCUGAAGCAUAUGGCACUCUCUUCCAAAACACUGAGCAGUGUUGCCACUCUCACAUGAUACAAAUCGCCGUUCAUGUCCAUGGCGCUAGCCACCGGAAUUUGACUGAGAGACAUUGCAGACUCUUCGUCCUCGUUCAUUUGUUCCACUUAUCUGCGUUUAUCCGACAGCGAUUACAUUGUCCACAUACAUUGUCCUAUUUUCCGUAGCGCUUGACUUUGGGUUAUUUUCUCUGACACCAUGUUUUUCUGUGAAUAACUCACGUCGGAGAGUUUGGUAAAGUUCAAGCAUAAUCCUUUACUCAGGUAUAACAUGUUACAGGUCACAACAUCCUAAUCAGACACUCAUAAUAUACCUGUUUAUAUAUCCUAGAAGGUGCCCCACAGGCGCCAUCUCUGGGUUGGCGUUAUAAACAUUAUCUUAACAUUAUGUGCUUGUCGUUGGAACUUUUAACCGCAUAAAGGAAGAAUUACGCGUCAAUUUCUAACUCGAUUCUCUUUGUUACUAAACAGCCUGUGAUGCGACGCGCCGGUGCGACUGGUCACUGGCGUCCGCACUCAUUCCACAAAUCGAAACUGCAAUGAGAAAUAGGACAGAUCGAAUCCUAAUGCUGAUCUACAUUGUGAACACAUUUAGCGUUAUAGGUGUUCUCAUUACUGAUUCAUUUACAUCGAUCCAAACUUAUUCUUGAGUAUGGCAAUGAAGAGUUGGGUGUCCAGCACAUGUGUUGCCAAGCGUGACCACAGCAAACCUAAAGCUGGUGAACUGGCCUACCGCAAAGGAGACAUCCUCACUAUUGUGGAAACAGGAACGGGGAAAGGACAUUACAUAGCCAGACACAACACCACAGGAGAGGAAGGACUCAUCUCUACCACCAACGUGCGAGAACGAGAGGCCAUUUGCGUCGACCCUAGUCUCAGUCUCAUGCCCUGGUUCCAUGGGAAGAUCUCAGGUCCUGAGGCGGUGUCCAAGCUGCUGCCUGUGGAGGAUGGCCUGUUCCUGGUGCGGGAGUCCAUCCGCCACCCUGGUGACUACGUGCUCUGUGUCAGCUACUCCAGCCAGGUCAUCCACUACCGAGUCAUCUACCAGGACAGCAAACUGACCAUCGACAACACCCAGUACUUCUACAACCUCUUAGACAUGAUAGAGUUCUACUCCAAGCACAAGGGAGCUAUUGUUACCAAACUUCUAAAGCCCAAAGAGAAGGAGGGCACCAAGUCAGCUGAGUUGGAGCUGUCUAAAACGGGAUGGCUGCUGGACUUCAGGGAGCUGACCUUGGGAGGGAGUAUCGGGGAGGGGGAGUUUGGAGCGGUGUAUGCAGGAGACUACAUGGGCCAGAAGGUGGCAGUAAAGAACAUUAAAUGUGAUGUAACAGCACAGGCAUUCUUAGAAGAGACCACUGUUAUGACGAAACUGCAGCAUAAGAAUCUGGUGCGGUUGUUGGGGGUGAUCCUACACAAUGGACUGCACAUCGUCACAGAGCUCAUGGCCAAGGGUAAUCUGGUGAACUUCCUCCGGACAAGGGGCCGUUAUGUCAUCAGCACUGACCAGCUACUACGCUUUGCACUAGAUGUAUGUGAGGGUAUGGAGUACCUGGAGUCUAAGAGGUUGGUCCACAGAGACCUAGCAGCCCGUAACAUCCUGGUCUCUAACGAGGGCGUGGCCAAGGUCAGUGACUUUGGAUUGACCAAGUUGGACUGCAAGGCCUCAGACAAGUCUAAACUACCAGUCAAAUGGACAGCCCCUGAAGCCCUGAAGAAAGAGAAAUUCUCCACGCGGUCAGACGUCUGGAGCUACGGUGUUCUCCUCUGGGAGACGUUCUCUUAUGGUCGACAACCCUACCCCAAGAUGUCUCUGAAGGAGGUGAAGGAGCUUGUGGAGCAGGGUUACCGUAUGGAGGCUCCAGAGGAGUGUCCCCCCAGUGUCUACGCCCUGAUGAGGUGCUGCUGGGAGGCUGAGCCCAGGAAGAGGCCCUCCUUUCAGAAACUACAGGAGAAGCUGGAGAGAGAGCUGACCAAACACAGCCCUGGCUGCUGAAAUCAAUUUAAUAAUCCUAUUCAAAUAACUACUGUUCUUUUGUUUUGGGCUGCCUGGAGCAGGGACAGUAACCCGGGACAGGUGGACCCAAGUGGUUACAGCUCGCUUCACAGCUUUCCCGGGAAACUCAACGUAUUCUAGCAUCACGCAUCUUGAUUUGCUUAAAGAAAAAAAUCAUAUCGUUUUUAUGGCAAAAUCGUUUAAACGUAUGUUGAGUUUGUGCGGUGAAGGAUGCAGGAUAUUACAAUAAGACAUGACCUGUAACAACAUGUUAUCGAUUUUUAUUUUAUUUUUAUGGAAUGAUCUGCUGUAAUGAAGAGUCCUUACACUUAUUUCUGCCUGUGGUAUUAGAGGGAGCAACUCAACUCGUCAUAUCUCAGUCUUCCCUGUGGCUCAGUUGGUAGAGCAUGGUGUUUAGAACGCCAGCAUGGUGUGUGCAACGCCAGGGUUGUGGGUUCGAUUCCCACGGGGGGCCAGUACAAAAAAAAUUAUAAUAAUAAAAAUAAUGCAUGAAAUGUAUGCAUUCACUACUGUAAGUCGCUCUGGAAAAGAGCGUCUGCUAAAUGACUAAAAUGUAAAAAAAUAUCUCCACACCCCAAUUCUCUUUCCUGAGCAACAUAUUAUUUGUGUUACCAAUAUGUGGCCAUUAUUUUUCUUUCAUAAGAGACAGAGAGCGAAAAGGAUUGAGGGAGAGAGAGAGAUGGAAAGAGGGAAAAUGCUGAUCCGGGAUUAAAUCCCAGAUCAUCCGUAUCUGCUUGUUUCAGACUGUAAUUGUCCAGCAAUAUGCCCUGCGACUCGGAGCUUAAUAUGUGAAAUCUUGAAUGUUAUUGCUGAUAUUAGUAAGGAAUUACAAAGCCGACAGCAGUUUGUCUGUGUACAAGCUCUGAGGAGCUACAGGGGAUUGGGACGGAAUAUCCUAUUUUAUUUUCAGUUCAUUUGCCAUAAAUGUAGUAGGUCUAUACUCCCAUACAACCAGUGACUCAGCAGGUCUUAGUCGAUCUAUCUGUGUAAAGGGAAUUUCUUUAUUAAAUCCAGUUCCUAAAAGCAAAGGGGUGCUCGGUUUGAACAGUAAUUGUUGGAUUUUGGACAAUGGACAUUUACAAAGAAGAGAAACAUACUGCAUCUGGGGUUUACAAAAAAAUAAAAAUAAUGAAGAGCACAUAAGGGACUUAUCUCUAAAACAACCAAGGUUCCUCUGUCUUCAAGCAGCUAUGAUUUAACUCAACUCAGAUUAGAGAGGGGAGAGAUUUUUAUUUUAUUAUUGUUGUCACGUUACAACCCAAAUUAAAGAUGUCAUUAGUUUUAA
This is a messenger RNA of Salmo salar (Atlantic salmon), 7795 nucleotides long. RefSeq names its product megakaryocyte-associated tyrosine-protein kinase. Gene Ontology annotation, biological process: protein phosphorylation. Gene Ontology annotation, molecular function: protein tyrosine kinase activity; ATP binding; protein binding. NCBI's taxonomy places the organism in Eukaryota, Metazoa, Chordata, Actinopteri, Salmoniformes, Salmonidae. The record is from RefSeq and is a predicted model, not a curated record.